AUGGCUUCCUUCACUUUACCGCCAAUUCAUGACAACCCUGACGGAGGAUGGGGCCCGUCGUCUUCUAACAUUCCUGAACAGUUCAAGUUCAAGGACAUCCCAUAUGCGCCAUACUCGAAAUCUGAUAAACUCGGCCGCUUUGCUGAUUGGAAUGACACAGGCGAUACUCGCCAAACUGCAGUAGGACUUCCCUCAACAAGGGAUGCCCGCGGUCCGGGUCGCUCAAGAAGAGAUGGUGCUCAGGCAUUCGGCAGUGGGACUGCCAGUGCGUUUGCUUACUUCCACGUGGAAGACGAAUCUAGCUUUUCUCUGGUGGACAAUAAAGCUGCUCCUCCACGCAGGGGCGGUGGGUUCACCCGUGGAAGGGCUACUGGUCGCGGUGGUGUAUCCUUUACUAAUCGGGGGGUUGCUCAACGAGGUGGCCGUGGUGGUUUCAAUAACCGAGGGGGCGCACAGCGUGGGGGUCGGAAAGGAUGGAGAGACUGGGAAAAGACCAACCGCACUCGUGAAUCGUCUGUUGCAAUCAGCCCACAAUGGACCAUGUUGGAGGAGAUCGAGUUCCAUCGGCUUGCUAAGCUCAAGCUUGAAGUUGAUGAGCCGGAAGACAUUGACACUUACGGCCGCGUUUUUGCGUAUGAUAAAUCAUAUGACCGAAUUACAACAAAGACGGAACGCCCGUUACAACUCGUGGACCGCAUCAAGUACAACACCACAACUUCUGAUGACCCCGUCAUCCAGCAGUUGGUCUCUAAAAAUGUUGCCAAUGUCUACACGACGGAUGCUAUCUUAUCGGUCCUCAUGUGCGCACCUCGAUCAGUCAACCCUUGGGAUAUUGUCAUUCUCCGCGAGGGUAAUAAUUUGUACUUCGAUAAACGUGAUGGUGGUCCAUUUGACACUGUUACGGUGAACGAGAACGCUUCGGACCCUCCGCAGGACCCUGCACCCCCAAAUCCAAACAACCCGGCCGAGAAGACAGCGGUUCCAGAACCGCCAUCUAUUAAUUCGGCCACUUCACUUUCUUUGGAGGCGACUUAUAUCAAUCAAAACUUUGGGUUCCAAUCUGUUCAGGAAAACAUCGCGGCGGACUUUGCCCACUCUAACCCAUUCUAUGGCCCAGAAGAGACAGAGCCUUUGGCAUCUUGCGGAUACCGCUACCGUGUUUUCGACCUUGGUAUCACGGAGGAUGAAGAUGUGAAGAUCUGUAUCCGUACUGAAGUGGAUGCUUAUGUUCCCGGACCAGGAAAUCCACAAGAGGGCCAUGGAUUAGUUACCAUUCGUGCAUUGAACGAAUUUGACCCCCGUGCUCAAGGAGCAGGCGGUGCUCCUGACUGGCGGUCCAAGCUGGAUUCACAGCGUGGCGCUGUAGUUGCUACAGAAAUGAAAAAUAACAGUUGCAAGCUUGCCAAGUGGACUGUACAGAGUGUGCUGGCAGGAGCUGAACUGAUGAAAAUAGGUUACAUCUCGCGUGGAAACCCUAAAGACAACACGCGACAUGUCAUUCUGAGCACAGCUUCCAUGCGUCCAACCGACUUCGCUGCUCAGCUGAAUGUUUCUCUCGCUAAUGGCUGGGGUAUCGUCAGAACAAUCACUGAUUUAUGUAUGAAAAUGCCCGAGGGCAAAUACGUCCUUAUUAAGGACCCCAAUAAGUCGGUGAUCCGUCUGUACGCCGUGCCUAUGACCGCUUUCACUACCGAGGACGAGGACGCUGAGGGGUAUGAAGGGGAUGAACCCGAGUCGGCGGCUUGA
This is a messenger RNA of Suillus subaureus, 1746 nucleotides long. Its product is annotated as translation initiation factor eIF-3, subunit D. Gene Ontology annotation, molecular function: translation initiation factor activity. Gene Ontology annotation, cellular component: cytoplasm; eukaryotic translation initiation factor 3 complex. The record is from RefSeq and is a predicted model, not a curated record. NCBI's taxonomy places the organism in Eukaryota, Fungi, Basidiomycota, Agaricomycetes, Boletales, Suillaceae. The transcript is spliced from 6 exons. The coding region runs from base 1 to 1746 and encodes 581 amino acids. Gene Ontology annotation, biological process: translational initiation.